UUGCUUCAUUAACAUUCGUCGAUCCAUGUCGACGAUUUGCGGCGCACGUUACGGCCCCCCGGCUCGCUUUGUUUUGCGUACAUUAGCAUCUCUCUAAGCUGCAUUAUUAUUAUUAUUGGCCGUUGUGUGUGUCCCAUAAAGGCUUAGGGUUCCGGAUUCAGGUCGGUGUCGCCACCGCCCUUUCUUCUUCCUUCUUCCUCUUCGUCGGAGAAACACCGGAUCGUCGUUUUUUUCUUCAGAUCAGCUCUUGUGUUGCGGAUAUGGGUGAAGAAGAUACCGUGAAUGUGGAUCAGAACAGUUUCGCUGGUGGCAAAGAAGAUUCAUUGCUCCGUAAUCGCCAUUCUUCGCCAUUGCCUCCACGGCCACAGCAGCUAUCUUCUAAAGUGCUUACAUUGCCUACCGUAUUAACCCUUGGCCGUGUAGCUGCCGUUCCUAUUCUCGUCGCCACCUUUUACGUUGAUUGCUGGUGGGGGAGAACUGCUACAACAAGUAUUUUUAUUGCAGCAGCCAUUACAGAUUGGCUUGAUGGAUAUAUUGCUCGGAAGAUGAGAUUAGGUUCUGCAUUUGGUGCAUUUUUGGAUCCGGUGGCAGAUAAGCUUAUGGUAGCAGCUACAUUGAUAUUGUUGUGCACUAAACCAAUGAACGCCGUUGUCUUUGGACCAGUUCCAUGGUUAGUGACUGUACCUUCAAUCGCCAUCAUUGGCAGAGAGAUUACUAUGUCUGCUGUAAGAGAAUGGGCCGCAUCUCAAAAUGGCAAGCUUUCAGAGGCUGUUGCUGUAAAUAGCUUGGGAAAGUGGAAAACUGCAACGCAGAUGAUAGCGCUAACCAUACUUCUUGCAAGCCGGGAUAGCAGUUUUGAGAGACUAUUACCGUCGGGUAUUGGGUUGCUCUAUGUAUCUGCAGGGCUCUCUAUAUGGUCUUUAGUUGUUUAUAUGAGGAAAAUAUGGAGAGUACUGCUAAAGAAGUAGCACCAAACUCUCUUUUCGGGCUUUUGCAUUCAGUAUAUACACAUAGAAUGGAAGAUUUGCUCAGCGACAUUUUACCUCUCUUCUUCUUGAAGAAAGCUGACUAAUUUCUAUCUGGAUACAAAUUGAAAUUAGCUGAGCAAGCACUAUAAGACUCUUAUAUGAUGCUUUACUUCUGUUUUCAACUUUGGGAAUUGGGAUCGUGCUCAGCUUGGUUUGGUUUUGUAUAAUAUCACUGAAUCACGUUGCUCCUCGGCACGCACUGAACUUUAGUGAAGCAGCAAGCACAAUCUUAUUGGCAAUGACGGGAAAGCAGCAGGUGAAAAAUUGUUCUAGUUGAAGACCUACUUGGUCGCAUGAACUCUAGGAUAAAUGAAUACAGUUGUUGCCUGUUAUGUAGAUGCUAUUCCAAAACAAUAUAAUUUAUAUAUAUAAAUUCCUGAUUACAAUA
Molecule: messenger RNA, 1416 nt
Organism: Capsella rubella
Lineage: Eukaryota; Viridiplantae; Streptophyta; Magnoliopsida; Brassicales; Brassicaceae
Product: CDP-diacylglycerol--glycerol-3-phosphate 3-phosphatidyltransferase 2
Exons: 6
Coding region: 261-968 (235 amino acids)
Biological process (GO): glycerophospholipid biosynthetic process
Cellular component (GO): membrane; chloroplast envelope
Molecular function (GO): CDP-diacylglycerol-glycerol-3-phosphate 3-phosphatidyltransferase activity
Source: RefSeq, a predicted model, not a curated record